UGCAGAUGCAGGAGACCCGCUGAUACGCAGAUUAGACAAGGAGAGGGGUGUCCGAGAGUACAGAACAUAAUAGUACAUGUAGUAACACUAUGACCAGUUACUGACAUCACAUUUACAUUGCAUGUAUCCGUUAACAACUAAUCACCGCUAGUUCACAUAUUCCAGGGCGGAAUUCUCAGACUGGCUCCCUCAGAGUUUAUGCAUUUGCAGCACGUUUGCACAGCCCAGCGACCAGCACGGGAGACGGACGAUGAGGACAGCGGUCUUGUUCGUUCUGUGCGUUUGGAUGUUUUCGCCUGGUUUGUCCAGAGGAGCUGGUUUUAUAUACAAGUUUCCAGGGGUGACAGUGCAGCGCAUCAACUCUGAACAAAACGCAGGACUCCCCGCGAGCGCGAGCGCAUACCGCAGGAACUGGUGCCAGUACACCGUGUCAAAAACAGUGUCCUGCCAGGUGCACAAUGGGACGGAGACACAGCUGCAGAGGGUGUUCCAGAGCUGCCGCUGGCCUGGACCAUGCACCAACCUCAUCAGUUACAGGACUGUGGUCCGGCCCACCUACAGGGUGACGUAUCGGCAGGUGACGGCGCUGGAGUGGAGGUGCUGCCCGGGGUUCCUGGGGGCGGACUGCAGUGUGGAGUGUAUGAACUGCACUGGCUAUGCUGACAUGAAUGACAGGCUGAGUACCAUCGAGUCCAAGAUUAUGUUGCUGGAAGCGGCAGGGCCGCCCCCUCCCUCGGUCCCCAACCUGCCGGAGAGGUCAACGGACAACGAGGUGGACACGCCCAAACCCACUCCCAUAGGUCCCCCAGGCAUAGGGCUACCAGGAGUUAGAGGACCCCCGGGGCCAGUCGGGCCCCCUGGCAUUCCCGGGUCAGCCGGACCCCCGGGACCCCAUGGAGAGAUGGGCCCCAUAGGAAGCCCUGGCCCUAUGGGCCCCAGAGGGCCACAGGGACAGAGAGGGUUCCCUGGAGAAACAGGGCUGCCAGGGCCUCCAGGGCCGCCAGGGCCCCCCUCUCCCUUCACCCUCAGGGGGGAUGUCUUCGGGCUGACUACCAAGGAGCACGGUGUGGAGGAGCUUCUAAACCAGAAGGCCUUACCUGGGCCCCCAGGCCCUGCUGGACCCCCUGGCCCUCCAGGACCAGCGGGGCCCCCGGGUUAUCCAGGUUCUCCGGGGAGAAAUGUGAAAAGAGGUGACUCAGGGAAGCUCGGGGCCCCAGGGCCUAAAGGAGACCCUGGUGAAAGGGGGCCACCGGGAUUCACAGGAGAACGAGGCCAGCCGGGUGCACCAGGGCCCAAGGGUGAGCCAGGAGACAGCCUUGCAGAGGGUGAAGGGGUGCAGCAGCUGAGGGAGGCCCUGAAGAUUCUGGCUGAGAGGGUUCUCAUUCUGGAACACAUGAUUGGCAUUCAUGAAAACCCACUGGAGCCGGGCUCUGGACUAGACAUCCUCUCAGACAUCAUCCCCCUGCCUGCCGUGAACAAUAAACAGGCAGGGCGUAGUGCACUCCUCUCAUCCCUUCUCCUGGGGGACCGCAGUCUGAUUGGAAGGAACCGAGAUAAGAGACGUCCCAAUUAACCAAUGAAGUUGAAGCCAGGGUGUCUGAGCUGCCAGUGGGUAGAGGCUAAUGCUCAGGGUGCUGUUGAGACUUGGGUGAGAGAGGUGGCAAAGGCAGGGCAGUCUUUUUCUUUAUUGAAGAUUAGUAUUCCUCAGUCCGUUCAGCAAGAUGACAUCUGGUGAUAUCCAGGUUUCCAUAGAAGUUUUGCCCUGCCAUACGAUUUUUGAAUAUUUUAAGAAGCCAUUUAUUCAUGGUAUUUUCUUGAUGUUCAUUUUUUUUUUAAACUGUGCAACCUGCUUUUCCAACAUAGCCAUUCACUUACAGGUCAUACACUUUCUCUUAGUUUGGUGCAGGUAUUGGCCCAGCUGGUGCCGACUUAAAUUUUUUCAGAAUGCUUUAGAAGAAACUGCAGUUAUUGAGUCCCUAUAGGUAGGUUUGCAUAAAAUAAGGUAAUAAGCAGAACCUCCUGUUACAUGAGAGACUUCCCAUGAUGCCCCAGGUGAGACUCCCCGUGCCGCUCGGUGCUGAGGGCCAGAAAUAUGCAUUGUGCCUCCUCCCCCUGGGAGCUUAAAGUUCCCGUCAAAUCAGUAGUAGCACUGUGGGAAAAGAAGACCAGAAAAAAAUUGAUUCUUCUGUGUGCACCACAAGACAGACUUUUGUCAGUAUUUCAUGUGCGUCAAAAAUGCAGGACAUUUUUAAAGUGGACAAGAGAUCCACAGAUGCAUGUUUGUGAGCCAGCAGUCGGCUCCACAUUAUCAUUUCUCUAUGAAAAUCCCGUCAAUCUAGAAAUUAUACAAGCAAGUGAUGAGUUAAUUUCCUCUGCACAUCCUCUGUAGAAGUCCUCCCUUCAUACCACUCCCUAAUUCUGUACAUGUCGCCCAUGAGACAGCAGCAGUAUGCAGAUUAAAAGUUGAAGUUGAAGUUGUGUAUGAAAUUAAAUGUAAGGGCAGGAUUUGACCCAACCAAUAGUUUCUGAUGAUUUUCUUUUCUCGGUUGUCU
This is a messenger RNA of Megalops cyprinoides (Indo-Pacific tarpon), 2552 nucleotides long. RefSeq names its product collagen alpha-1(XXVI) chain (gene col26a1). The record is from RefSeq and is a predicted model, not a curated record. The transcript has 14 exons. Lineage: Eukaryota; Metazoa; Chordata; Actinopteri; Elopiformes; Megalopidae. Gene Ontology annotation, molecular function: protein binding. Bases 251 to 1573 code for a protein of 440 amino acids.